AUGACUGCGAGUCUUGAAGAAGGAGCCAAAAGGAACUCUCCAACAAAAUUGCGAAUUUACCUAUCAAUUCUUUUUGCUCUUUUAAUGCUAGUUAUACUUAUAGUCUUUAUUUUGUUACUUAUUCCAAGACAAGGGAAGACUAAAAGGCUCAAAUACGAGAAUGAAACAUUUGAAGACAAUGGUGUUUGCCAUACUGAAGAAUGUGAAAAACUAGGACAUCGAAUGGUGAGAGCAAAACCUAUAAGGUCUCAUUAAAAAAACCCAACUCAUAGUUCUCUAAUUCCAGAAAACUCUUAUGAAUGAAUCUGUGAAUCCAUGCGAAGAUUUUUACGAAAAUGCGUGUGGUAAUUAUCCAAAGAAAACAAUGGAGGAAGUUUUCCAACAUGCGAACGAGGAUUUGAAGAAUUUGAAUAUAUUUUUGACAAAAUAUCAACCUAAAACAUUGUCGGAGAGAGUUGCAUUAACUGUUUGGUUGAAAUGUCUCAAUUCUUCGGAAGAUAACAAUACGACAGAUGAUUCGAUAUGGAAAAGCAAUGAUUUAACGAAACUCAUUCUUGAAGUAGUUAAAAUCAAUCCGCAUAAUUCAGGAAUCAUCAAAAAUCAAAUUGAAAUGGAAAAAUGGAACAAAACAAUGAUUUUGAUAUCUCGAAUGGAAAAGGCUGGAAGGAAAAGCCAAUCAACGAGUGAAAUUCAAAUUCAAGAUAUUAAAAAUGUGACUUUUAUGAAUUUGACAGAAUAUCUUGAGGGAUUAAUUCAUGAAGAGAAUCGAGACGAAGCUUUUAAUGGAAUAAAUUAUGUUGAUGUACAAGAUUUGAUGGAAUUGGAAGAGGAAAUAAAGCGGGAUGGUGUUGAAAAAACGAAAAAUAUUCUUCACGAAAAAUGGAAGGAAAAACUAACAAAGUUUUUGGUUGAACCAAAAUUUUGUUACAAUGUGAGCAGGACUUCUCUCUCCUCUAUGAAAAUAUUUAUCAAUUUCAGAUUGUUUUGGACCUAUUUCCUGGAACUUUAGCCACAAUUUUCACAAAAAAUCUUCUCGAACCAUACGCUUUGCGAAAUGCCGAGAAACUUUUUGAGAAACUUCGAAACGAAUUUAUCAACGUUUUUAAAGAAAAUGAGUGGUUGAAUGAUGAUAUGAAAAAUAGACUAAUCGAGGAAUUGAAGCAAAUAAAAACAUCGAUCGGAAUUCCAGACGAGCAUAAAAAUCAGAAAAAUAUUGAUCGAAUGUAUGCGAGAAUCGAGAAAAAUGAGACAAUCGAGGAUCAGAGUUAUUUGACAUUGAUUCGAAAUAUAUUGAAGAUGAAUAGUGAGGAAACAUUUUUGAGAGUAGCACGACGUGAAAAAAUCACCUAUAUUGGAAACGCUAUCAAAUUCGAGACGAAUUAUUUGCCAGAAUCUCAUCGAAUCAGUAAGUUUUGAAGAAUUUAUAUUUAUUCCAUUUAUUUUGCAGCUCUCUCCACAAAUGUUCUCAAAUAUCCAUACAUCGAUGAUAAUUUGCCAGAAUGGAAUACCUAUGCUUCUUUUGGUUAUAUUUUGGGACACGAAAUCGGACAUGCUUUCGAUUCUCAACAUUUUUUCAAAGAUGUCGAUUUUGGAGAAUUUCAAAUGCCAGCAACAAUUCGAGAUAUUUUUAAUAAACGCAUGGAUUGUAUAAUUGAUAAAUAUGACAAAUUUCAAUUUCCGGAUGGGAGUUUUGUAAGUCAGGCGGGGAAAAGCGUUAAAAAUUGGUCCAUCUUUGAAAAACUAAAAUUAUUGGAGAUAAAACUAGCUUUCUGAACACCAGAGACAUUUUUCAGUCAAGUGGAUCUCGCACAAAAAUCGAAGACACCGCUGACAUGAUCGGUUUUCAAUUAGCCUAUCGCUUAUCCAAAAAAGUAAUGCAACUCUCUGAAAAAUUGCCAGGAUUCGAGAAAUACACUAUCCAACAAAACUAUUUUCACCGAAUGGCUUAUGUGAGUUCGAAAAAAAAAGAUCAAAAGUGAAAAUAUUUUUUGCAGAAUUGGUGCGCAGGUUUCAUGAAUGAGAGGGUUAUCGAAUAUUACAACAAGGAUAUUCAUAGUGCUAUGAAAUUCCGCAUCAAUGGAAUGUUUUCGAAUUCUCCAGAAUUUUCAAAAGCCUUCAAAUGUCCGAAAAAUAGUCCAAUGAAUCCGGAAAAAAAGUGUCCACUUUUUAAAUAAAUAAAUUAUUUCGAAAUUUAGUUCACGUGGAUUUUUUUCUAGUAAAGGUGUUUCAAACUAAAAAAAAACCUACUCAUUGUUCAAAAUAUCAAAUGGAGAAUAUAACAGUCAAGAAUGACAGAAAAUGCAGUUUGAAAAAAUCAAUAAUUUAUUUUCUCAUUUUUCUAGCAAUCAUAGCUUUGUUAUAUUCGAAUUAUAUGGGAUGGAUUGAUGAAAAACAAAACCCUGAAAAGAACAAGAAUAUUUGCCGAACUGAAGAAUGUGUAAAACUAGGAAAUCGAAUGGUAAGAUCUGCCAAUUCCUCAAACAUCUCAAAAAAUAAAUUUUCCAGCGAUCACUUAUGAAUAAAUCUGUGAAUCCAUGCGAUGAUUUCUAUGAAAAUUCAUGUGGUAAUUUUCCAAAUGAUCAAAAAACUGAGAUUCUUCAACUUAUGGACGAGGAUGUGAAAAUGAUGGAAGAUCUAAUGAUAAAUUAUAAACCACAAACAUAUCCGGAAAGAAUUGCAAUGACAGUUUGGAAAAAAUGUGCAGCUUCUUCAAAAGACAAAAAUAAUAUAGAUAUGUCGAUUUGGAAAAGCAAUGAUUUAACAAAACUAAUUCUUGAAGUAGUAAAAGUUAGUCCGAAUAAUGCGAGUUUCAUAAAAAAUGAGAUAAAAAUGAUCAAAUGGUAUGGCAAAAUGCUUUUGAUGUUUAAAUUGGAAAAAGGAAAAGAGGAAAAUAAAACAAAUGUUGGAGGUUUCAAACUUUCGCCUUUUGAACUUCUAAAAGUGAAAAAUAUCACUUUUAUGAAUUUGACUGAAUAUAUUGAGGGAUUAGUUCCUGAAGAAUAUCAGAAUGAAGCAUUUAAUGGGUUAUCUUUUGGAGAUUAUUAUCAUUUAAGAGAUUUGGAAAAGGAAAUACAAGAAGAUGGAAUUGAAAAUGCGAAACAAUUACUUUUCGAUAAAUGGAAAAGCACAUUGGAUGCAUAUUUGGUUGAACCAGAAGAUUGUUACCAGGUGAGCCAAUAUCCCAAUCAAAAGCAUCGAACAAUUCCAGAAAAUCACCGAACUGUUCCCUGGAACCCUUGCUACAAUUUUCGCUAGAAAAUUCAUCGGAUCAAAAACAUUAGAAAGAGCCAAUAUGCUUUUCGAAGAGCUCCAGGAAGAAUUCACAAAUAUUUUCAAGGAAAACGAUUUUCUUGACGAACAUUUGAAAACUCUAUUGAUUGAAGAGUUGAGACAAAUGAAGGCAUCGCUUGGAAUUCCAGACGAGCAUAAAAAUCAGACAAAUAUUGAUCGAAUGUAUGCGAGAAUUGAGAAAAAUGAGAAAAUCGAGGAGCAGAGUUAUUUGACAUUGAUUCGAAAUAUAUUGAAGAUGAAUAGUGAGGAAACAUUUUUGAGAAUUGCGAGACGUGAACAAAUAACCUAUCUUGGAGAGACAAUAAAACUCACAGCACAUUAUGUACCGAGAGCACAUAGAAUUAGUGAGUUUGAAGAAGUGGAGCGAAGUAGAAUAGAAAUAUUAACAUUCCAAAAACUUAGAGUUUUAGAGAAUUCUCGGAAAAUCUUUAAAAUGACAGUGAGGGUUUUGAGCUAAUCAGAAAUAUAACAAAAAAGUGACCACCGUAAGUUGAAUUUUGAUUGAGAACAUUAUAAUCUUCAGUUUUGAAACUGUGAAAUAAUUAUAUUCAUAGCAAUCCCCCUCGCAACUCCACUUCAAAAAAAACCCUCUCAAAAUAUUUUUCCAGCUCUCUCCACAAAUCUCCUCAAUUUCCCAUACAUCGACAAAAACCUGCCAGAAUGGAAUACUUAUGCCGCCCUUGGUUUUAUUUUCGGACAUGAAAUCGGACAUUCAUUCGAUUCUACAGCCUUCUUCAAAAAUAUCCUAUCCGAACAGAUCAAAAUGUCUCCUAAAAUUCGUCAAAUUUUCAACGAGCGUGUAGAUUGUAUAGUUCAAAAAUACGACAAAUUUCAAUUUCCGGAUGGAAGUUUUGUGAGUUGAAUUUUUCCAUUUUGUAGAAUAAGUCAAAUUAUUUUUCAGUCAAGUGGAUCUCGCACGAAAACCGAAGACACGGCUGAUAUGAUCGGAUUCCAAUUAGCUCAUAGAUUAUUCAAAAAAUCGUUGAAAAAUGCUCAAAAACUUCCAGGAUUCGAGAAAUACAGUAUCCAACAAAACUACUUUCACAGAAUGGCUUACGUAAGUUCCGAAAAAAAUAGGCGCAGAACUAAUCAGAAAACAAUUUCAGGUUUGGUGUGGUGGAGAAUUGACCGAGAAGGAUAUCAAAAAAUAUCACGGUGAUAUUCACAGUGCUUUCAAAUUUCGUGUAAAUGGAAUGAUGUCAAAUUCGCCAGAAUUUUCAAAAGCCUUCAAUUGCCCGAAAAACAGUCCAAUGAAUCCGGAGAAAAAGUGUCCAUUUUUCAAAUGA
Caenorhabditis angaria is the source of this 4577-nucleotide messenger RNA. The record is from the annotation of a GenBank genome assembly. NCBI's taxonomy places the organism in Eukaryota, Metazoa, Nematoda, Chromadorea, Rhabditida, Rhabditidae.